Sorex fumeus (smoky shrew) is the source of this 1201-nucleotide messenger RNA. RefSeq names its product peroxisomal sarcosine oxidase-like. The record is from RefSeq and is a predicted model, not a curated record. Gene Ontology annotation, cellular component: peroxisome. The transcript has a single exon. Gene Ontology annotation, molecular function: sarcosine oxidase activity; flavin adenine dinucleotide binding; L-pipecolate oxidase activity. Bases 20 to 1192 code for a protein of 390 amino acids. NCBI's taxonomy places the organism in Eukaryota, Metazoa, Chordata, Mammalia, Eulipotyphla, Soricidae.
GCGGGUAACGUAGGGCACCAUGGCAGCACAGCACCAUCUCUAUGAUGCCGUUGUGAUCGGGGCUGGCAUCCAGGGCUGCUUCACUGCAUACCACCUGGCCAAACACAAGAAGAAGGUCCUCUUGCUGGAGCAGUUUUUCCUACCGCACUCCCGAGGCAGCUCUCACGGGCAGAGCCGGAUCAUCCGCAGGGCGUACCCUGAAGACUUUUACACCAACAUGAUGGACGAGUGCUACAAGAUGUGGGCCCAGCUGGAGCACGAGACUGGGACCCAGCUACACAGGCAGACGGGAUUCCUGCUGCUGGGAAUGAAGGAGAAUCCAGAGUUGAAGACCAUCAAGGCUACUCUGGCUAGGCACGGGGUGGAGCACCAGUGGCUCCAACCUGAAGAGCUGAAGCAGCGUUUUCCCAACAUGCGGCCAGCAAGUGGAGAGACGGGCCUCUUGGAUGAGUCUGGAGGGAUCCUCUAUGCUGACAAGGCGCUCAGAGCCCUCCAGAAUGCAAUUCAACAGCUAGGAGGGAUAGUGCGUGAUGGAGAGAAGGUGCUGGAGAUCAAAUCAGGACAACCAGUCACAGUGACAACACCUUCUGGGAGCUACCAAGGCAAGAGCUUGAUCAUCACUGCAGGCCCUUGGACCAACAGGCUCCUCCGGCCCCUGGGAGCUGAGCUGCCUCUCCAGACACUGCGGAUCAAUGUAUGUUACUGGCGAGAGAAAGUUCCUGGGAGCUAUGGUGCAGCCUUUCCGUGCUUCCUGAGCCUGGAACGCAGCCUGGGUCCCCACCACGUGUAUGGGCUGCCCUCUCGAGAGUACCCAGGGAUGAUGAAGGUCUGCUAUCACCACGGCAACAAGGUGGAUCCAGAGGAGCGGGACUGCCCGGAGGGCCCCUCUGACAUCCCGGAUGUCCAGAUCCUGCGCGACUUUGUCAGCAAACACUUACCAGACCUUGAGUCGGAACCUGCCAUUGUAGAACGCUGCAUGUACACGAACACUCCUGAUGAGCAUUUUGUUCUUGACCGACACCCAAAGUACGACAACAUUAUCAUUGGUGCUGGAUUCUCUGGGCACGGAUUCAAGCUGUCCCCUGUGGUGGGGAAGAUCCUGUAUGAAUUAAGCAUGAAACUAACGCCUUCCUAUGACUUGACACCUUUUCGAAUCAGCCGCUUCCCUAGCCUGGGAAGAGCCAGCCUUUGAUCCUGGGCA